GAAACUCCGCCGGAUCCUGUGGGGUUGGUGGUCCCAGCAUUCAGUUAAACCGGUUUCACAGGCGCGUCAGGGAGUUUCCUUGCUCCGAGUGAUCCGAAUUUCGAUAUAUCUGGAUUUACCUGGAAGUUGUUCUAUAGUCCGAACACUUGUUCCCUUUCACCGUCUACACACGCCCAAUAAAAAAGAUCAAGCAUGACCAGCCAAGCAGAAACUCAAAAGAAACUAAACUUGGAAAAAGCGACCAACUUUAUGAGACAGUAUAGGGAUCCUAACUCCAGGGAACUCAAGAAACUUUCGGCCAAUCAGUUUAUGGAGGUGUGGAGUCACUAUGACAAAGACGGAAAUGGAUACAUAGAGGGAACCGAACUAGAUGGAUUCCUAAGGGAGUUUGUGUCCAGUGCUAACGUUACAGAUGUCGGACCUGAGGCUGUAUCAGACGAUAUGCUCGUAGAACUAAAAGCGUGCUUCAUGGAGGCCUACGAUGAUAAUCAAGAUGGAAAAAUUGACAUUCGUGAGCUCGCCCAGCUGUUACCAAUGGAGGAGAACUUUUUGCUGCUCUUCCGGUUCGACAAUCCGCUAGAGUCCAGCGUCGAGUUUAUGAAGAUUUGGAGGGAGUACGAUACUGAUGGAAGUGGAUAUAUUGAAGCUGACGAGUUAAAGAAUUUCCUGCGGGACCUGCUGAAGGAAGCGAAGAAAAUAAACGACGUCUCCGAGGAUAAACUGAUUGAAUAUACCGAUACAAUGCUUCAAGUGUUUGAUGCCAACAAGGAUGGACGUCUUCAGUUGUCUGAAAUGGCUAAGUUACUUCCUGUAAAAGAAAAUUUCUUAUGCAGACAAGUAUUCAAGGAAGGAAUCGAGAAAGGCGCCACAAAGCUGACAAAGGACGACAUCGAGAGGGUAUUUGCUUUAUAUGACAGGGAUAAUAAUGGCACAAUAGAGAACGAGGAGCUAAGAGGUUUCCUAAAAGACCUUUUGGAGCUGGUCAAGAAGGACUAUGAUGCCCAAGACCUCCUGGACUUUGAAGAGACCAUCCUCAGAGGCGUGGACUACAACCAAGACGGUAAAAUCAACAAGAAAGAACUGACGAUGAUUCUGCUGGCCAUAGCGAAGCAUAACCAAGAAGAAGAACCAGCGGCAUAAACUCACUUAAUUGAAAAAAGAAAAAAGAAAAAUCGACGCGAUAAGUCAAAUAGCUUAUAUAAGGCGAUUGAGAUCCUUGCCGCACGAUAAGUCUUAAUUGUAUCGCCGGUAUAUGCUAUAGUCUUAAGCGCUGCGACUGCAAUCGUUACUAUCUUUAGUAUUUAAGGUUUUAAAGUUGCCAAUUUAUCGACGUUAAAAUAGCACAAAUUUUUUCGAGGUAAUGUUUUUUAAUGGUUAGUUUCAAGCUGUUUAGUCCACGUUUAUGCCCUACAAGAUUCAAUUUUUCUUCCUAAUGUGAACAUAUCCGAACAGAAACCUCAACCGUGACGCGAGUACCUCAAAAAUUACAAUCAUACAUACCAAAUUUAUUGGUUUAAUAAUUGAAUGUGGGCUUUACAGCAUGUUUUUUAAAGAAAAAUUUUAGUGUUAAAUUUAGAAGUUAAACACCAUUUUGUGACACCAAUUUUGACGAUAAGUAAGGAUUAGUUGAUGGAAGAAGAAAAUGUAUAUAAUUUUUUUGAAAUUGUAAACACCUAAUUAUUUUGAAAGCCACUAGCAAAUUGUGAGAAACAUAUGCCUAAAAUGUUUUCAAGAUAAGAUAUUAGGUUCAUAUAAAUCGUUGGAAAUUAGUAUUUUCUCUAAUAAAACCAGCAUCAGCAAUUUUUUUCAAAUAAAAAUUAGAGAAGGCUGUUUUUUCCGAUGUUUUUAAGACUGCUUCGUCCCUUCUCCAAUAAUAUUAUAAAUCUUGUAGGAGUAUAUGUCGAUGCAGAUUUAGAUUCAUUGCUCUUUGUAACAGAUCUCAGUUUGGUUUUAAACAAAGUACCUUUUACUAAUUCAAUUUAUACUAAACAACUAUUUUUUGUAAUUUAAGUGUAGGUCAUCUCAGUCUUUUAGAAAAACUUAAAUAAGUACAGAUAAAAAGUACAGAUUUUCCGAUAAUAGUAUUCGGCUAAUGCAGUCAUUCAUUUUUUUUAUAGAUAUAAACAACUUUUGCUAUAGAUGCACAAGGGUUAGCCUGGUUACAUUCUAACAGAUGGCUUCCUUAUAUUAAGAAGACAUCCAGGAUGGUCCAGAUUUUUUCCUUUCUAUUGAUACUAAGUGUAAUGGCUUAGAAAAUAAAGUUUUUCUUCUUAGAUACCUAGCAAAUAAGACGUGUAUUAAGUAGGUGUAACUGACAGAGGACUGCACAGUCUAACACGUUUUUUCCCAAUUUUAAAUAAAUUAAAAUUACCUGUUGUGCCAGAGUUUUGCAAAACUUUUGUUUUGUUUCUAAAUAUAUUUUUUAUUUUUUAAAUUGAUGUAAAUUGAUUUUUGGAACCCUGGAAACACAUGGGUACAUUAAAACCAACUUUUAUUUUUAUGAACAAAUGUCAAGUUUAAUUUAAAAAAUCAUAAAAUAAUUAUUAAGUUGACACAGUCUUAAAACAAGCCUCAUGUAAAUUAAGGUUACAUUUCUCACACAUCUUAGUCGAGUUUUUGUGACAUAGGGCGCUAUUCUGUUUUGUGGCUGUAAUAAUCCAAUGAUUCAAACCAUCGUACCUAAUUUGAUUAUGGUUCCGAGCCUCUAACGGCUUUGAUGUUUUAGGGCGUCCUCCAGUUGGAAUAGGCCUUCCAUAUUUUCUUAAAUAUACCUGCACCACUUCUCUUCGAAACUUUAAAAAAUCCACUUUUUCGCCAUUUGGUUGAAGUUUGUAAUAUUGCCAGGCGUUACGCAUGCACGAGUCCAAGCAAAAUGCGAAAAGACUCCACCACCAUUUCUUGAAAUGAACCCCAAUUCUAUAGUUAUGUAUAUUUUGAUCCAUUCGGUCCACUCCACCCAUAUAUUUAUUGUAUUGCCCGACUACAAAAGGCUGAGGAACCAGGCAUUUUUUUUCUCACUAGAAAUCCACCGACUAACUUUACCAACAGGAUUCACCGGAUCGCUUACAAUUAGAACAGGACGGUUAUCAUUCCAUGAGGUAACUGUAAUAAUAAGGAUAAUUCUCUAAUCUAUUCCCGUUGAUUGUACCUGUAUAUUCUACUCCGAUCUUCUACAGCGAAUUGACUAAUUUUAGGGAGGAAAAAUAUCUGUCGCCAUAAAUUUUAAAUGGGACAUUUUUUAGAAGAUUCUCCAAAAGGGUCAUCACUACAGAUCCUCCCAGUCCUAGGUCCAUGUAGCGCCUAUUUGCUUGUUUACCUUGAUAGGGAUUAAAUUGUAUUAGGUACUCAGAUUUUUCACACAAGGACCAUAUUUUAUAGCCGUACCUAAUAGGUUUACCUUUUAUGUACUGCUUCGCUCCAUGCUUUCCGAAAUAUGGUACCAUACUUUCAUCAAUAGACAGUUUUUCGUUAAGCGAAGCAUAAGACAAAAAUCGGUCAUUUAACAUGUUAAAAAGUGGUUGCAACUUCGCAAAUUUAUUGUCUUGUUCUAAAUCAUUAUGAUUAGCACAAUGCACAAUUUUUUUUAAUAAUUCAAACCGAUUUCUUCGCAUUGCGUUUGCUACUAAUGGAUUGUAUGUAUCAGUAUCCACCUCCCAAAGCAUACGCCAUCUUGGAACUUGUAAAUGCCCGGAUAAAUAUAAAAUACCAAUAAAGCAUUUUAGUUAUCCUGCAUCAGUACUAAAAUUAUGAUUGCCUUUUGAUCUACCAUACAAGUUAAACAUUUCUACUAAAUAAUGACAUAUUUCCAUAUCAAAAAAUGAUUCAAAGCACGCAACAGCAUCUGGAAAUAUGUCUAUGUUUGCGCCAGGCUCUUUCGGAGAAACAAAUUGUGGGAAGGAGUUAUUCAAUUCCACUUUUUUCCAGCUUCUUUCUAAAUUUGUUCUGUUUAUAUUAGCUUGGGUUACCAAGCGAGCUUAAGGUAUAUUGUCGCUAUCGUCGCUUGCAUUACCAUCAGAUAAUUCAGGAGAGUUAUCGUUUACGAUAGAAUGGCCCGAGGUUCCUGGUUGGGAAUCGAUUGCGAAGAUUUCCUCAAUAUUUUUAUCCUGAUAAUUAUCUCCAAUACAAACUACUCCAACAAUGUUCUUUAUUUUAGCACAAGCUUCUGACUGCAUUUGACGACCACUAAGGUGAUUUACAUUAGCUGAAGGAACUUCAUCAUCAUCAGAAUCCUCUUCAGAAUCCCUUCCAUCGUUUGGAGGUAUGAUAAAAACAUCUGCAGCCCAAAACUGCUCAUCUUCAUAGUUGAUUUAGUAAUCAAUUAGUUCUCGGGUCGUAUAAUACCUACAAUAAAAAAAAAUAUAUCCAUUGUUCCCAGUGUUCCAAUAUAGGAACAACCUAAAAUGAUCAAAUCAUUUAGUAACUUUCAAUAAUAUUCGUAUUUGGUAUAUAAAAUAUCUUAAAUAACAUCACUUACAAUAAAUUCUUUGCAGUAGAACAAUUUAAUUAUCAAAACUAUAAAACUUAUACUUACUUUUUUAACGCCAUAUUGUGAACUUUAAAAAAAAAAAUCAGUAAUUAGCACACUAAAUGAUCACAAUGGAUAUCUUAGGCUAUUGGGCCAAGUUGCAUUUAUUAUGAGGAAACAUUGAUAAAUAUUGAAUAAACUUUUUCAAAUUUACGAAACAUAAAAUUGUGUAGAAAAACCUGUACAUUAAUUCCAAAUAAGUUUUUAUAUCUAAAAGAGCAAAGUUAACAUUUAUUUCCACUAUAUUAAGAGGUGAUUUUUCUUUUACUACUACAAAAUAUAUAAUAGCUUUCCCAGAAUGAAAAUUAAGGUAACAAAUUAUCAUUUUAGUGGAUGCAUUUGUGCAUAACUUAAAAGGUUACGAUACGUUCUUUUGUGCUUCUUUCAAGUUAGUGAAAGAUAAAAAGGUUUCUAAAUUAAAUUUUAAAUAGAAAAUGAGUAGAAGGUCUAUAUAUUAUAUAAAAUAUAAAAUUAAUGAGGGAGAAGUUCAAGAACUUGAAGGGACGGUUUUUAAUAUAGUUACAGCUGCAUAGAAAAAAUGGUUUUUUAUAUAAAUUAUUUCAUAGGCAUAUUUUUUCCCUAAAAAAUUUUAAAUUAAUAAAUACAAAGCAAAAGUGGUGUUUUGUGCGUAAAAUGGUAAUUUCCUGCAAAAAACGUUUCAAACUGUAUUUAAUUCAUUUUUGGGACCCUACAAUAGAUCGAAGAAAAUAGUGUUUAAAAAGUUUUAUAAAAUAUUUGUUAAAAAAAAUUAAGGUUAACAUUUAUGUAUAUAAAUUAUAAUAUGCAUUAAAAUUAAAAUAGCA
Anthonomus grandis grandis is the source of this 5328-nucleotide messenger RNA. RefSeq names its product calbindin-32. Gene Ontology annotation, biological process: regulation of long-term synaptic potentiation; regulation of presynaptic cytosolic calcium ion concentration. The record is from RefSeq and is a predicted model, not a curated record. Bases 193 to 1140 code for a protein of 315 amino acids. NCBI's taxonomy places the organism in Eukaryota, Metazoa, Arthropoda, Insecta, Coleoptera, Curculionidae. Gene Ontology annotation, molecular function: calcium ion binding. The transcript is spliced from 14 exons. Gene Ontology annotation, cellular component: synapse; cytosol; nucleus.